AUGAACUCCAGUCGGCGCCAGAAGCAGCGCAAGGUGCUGCUCAUGGGCAAAAGCGGCGCCGGGAAGUCGUCAAUGCGGUCCAUCGUCUUCAGCAAUUACGUCGCGAAGGAUGUUAGGCGGCUGGGCGCGACGAUUGAUGUCGAGCACAGUAACAUCAAGUUCAUGGGGAAUCUGAUGCUUAAUUUGUGGGAUUGUGGCGGCCAAGACGGCUUCGUCGAAAACUACCUCACGCACCAACGCGCCCACGUCUUCGGCAGCGUUGCCGUCCUGAUCUUCGUCUUCGACAUCGAAUCCCGCGAGUUCGCCGCCGACGUCGUCUCCUACAGCAACAUCAUCCGCGCGCUCUCAGAAUGCAGCCCCAGCGCCAAAGUCUUCUGCCUCAUCCACAAAAUGGACCUCGUGCAAGCCCGCCUCCGUUCCCAGCUCUUCGAAGAACGCUCCGAAUACAUCCGCGCCGCGAGCGAGACGUUUAAAGAUACCGUUGAUUUCUUCCCGACGAGCAUCUGGGAUCAGAGCCUGUAUAAGGCGUGGACGCAGAUUAUAUACUUCCUGAUCCCGAACGCGGCGACGAUCGAGGGCUUGCUGAGACAGUUAGCGGAGGUAAUCGACGCCAGAGAGCUGAUCUUAUACGAGCGGACGACGUGUCUCAUGGUUACGCACGUCACACGGGACGAAGAAUCGCAGAACCCGUUCACGGACCGAUUCGAGCGGAUCUCCAGCAUCCUGAAGACGCAUAAGCAGUCUAUGGCCAAACACACCAACAUCCCCCCCGGUAGCGCCAACUUCGCCGAAAUGCAAAUCAAAACUGGCCGCUUCAUGUUCUUCAUCACGCGGCUGACGGAGAACACGAACCUCGCUGCCGCCAUCCCGCCCUCGGAGCAGGUCUUCAACGCCGCGCGCAUCAACAUCAUGCUCGCGCGGUCCAAGUUCGCCGAGCUGGAUAUCGCGAACAAGCCGCGCCCGGGGCUGCAGCAGGCGUUUGCGAGCGUGUCGAUGGGGAAUAGUGGGGAGGGUGACGGGGACGGCAGAGGGGAAGAUUUUGGGGUCUGA
Molecule: messenger RNA, 1050 nt
Organism: Mytilinidion resinicola
Lineage: Eukaryota; Fungi; Ascomycota; Dothideomycetes; Mytilinidiales; Mytilinidiaceae
Product: GTP-binding protein GTR1
Exons: 3
Coding region: 1-1050 (349 amino acids)
Biological process (GO): cellular response to starvation; positive regulation of TOR signaling; cellular response to amino acid stimulus
Cellular component (GO): nucleus; fungal-type vacuole membrane; Gtr1-Gtr2 GTPase complex
Molecular function (GO): GTP binding; GTPase activity
Source: RefSeq, a predicted model, not a curated record